Oppiella nova is the source of this 924-nucleotide messenger RNA. The record is from the annotation of a GenBank genome assembly. NCBI's taxonomy places the organism in Eukaryota, Metazoa, Arthropoda, Arachnida, Sarcoptiformes, Oppiidae.
CCUAAGUCAAGUGAAGUGAAGUAGGCUUUCCAACUCAAUAACAAAAUUAUAAAUUUUGGAUUUAAUUAAUUAAUUAAUAUAACACGUACCAAAAACAUGGAUAAAGUACAACUAAAAGACCUGGAUAUUAGUCUGGUGGAAAACAAACGGAACUACAUAUCGGGCGACACAGUGUAUGGUACGGUGAGCUUCACAGUGACCGGGGGGCAAAUGGAGGUGUCCCGGGUGAGAAUCGCGCUAAUAUGCCAGACUAAAACGAGCUGGGCCGAAAGUCCAGGCCUACGUCUCCACAGGGAAGGCAAUACUUUUAGCGACCGAAAGACAUACAUUCACUUUGUCUAUAAAAUUCCCGAUCAAUUGGCGUUAAAACACCUUGAACCUGGCAAGCACCAAAUACCCUUUAAUUUUGAGCUGCCUGUUGAGAACAUUCCAUCAUCGUACGAGAGUGACCACGGAUUGAUUGAAUACUAUCUGGAAGUAACCGUCGAUGAGACCACUGUGGACGAGGUGCAGAUGGUCAAGACAGGGAUCACAGUACAGGCUCCCGUGCGACACAAUUUGCACGUGUCGGUCGGUGGGACCGUGGAAAAGGUGUUCACGUUUCCCAGCGUUGGAACUGGAUCAAUCAACAUGCACGCUAGCGUUGCGAAAAAAGGGUUUGAAUCAGGACACCCGAUAGAAGUGGACUGCUUCAUAUGGAACGAGUCGACUCUGGACGUGACACCCCGGCUCACUCUAUACCAGACCCGGGUCUAUAUGUGUGGCGAACGGCAUCGGGGAGUGGUUGUGGCCCUUACGGACGCCCUCGUGGGUCAGGUGGUUAAGAGUGGUGCCAAGGAUAUGUUGGCUUCACUGCCGAACGCAUUCGCACUCAUUCGCAACCCCUUUCCGUAUCGAUCGCUUCGCCGCCAAACACAUGAAUAA